GAACACACUUACAGAGUGAGAGAGACGUCUUCUGUGUGUUUCUGAAUCGAUUUUUUUUUUCUAGAUCUCAUCGUCAUCUUCCUCCCGGAUCUAACCAAAAUAAAGGAGGAGGAGAUGGAGAAGGGAGAGAGCGAGAAGAAGGCAUCAUCAAGAGUAUCAAACGUGGGUGCAUGGGCAAUGAACGUAACGAGCUCCGUAGGGAUCAUCAUGGCCAAUAAACAGCUCAUGUUUUCCUCUGGCUUCGCCUUCACCUUCGCGACAACUCUCACUGGAUUCCACUUCGCACUCACUGCUCUCGUCGGCCUCGUCUCCAACGCCACCGGCUUAUCAGCAUCCAAACACAUUCCUCUCUGGGAGCUUCUCUGGUUCUCCCUCGUCGCUAACGUCUCCAUCGCCGCUAUGAACUUCAGCCUCAUGUUGAACUCCGUUGGCUUCUACCAGAUAUCGAAACUGAGCAUGAUUCCGGUUGUGUGCGUGAUGGAAUGGGUUCUUCAUAACAAGCACUACUCCAGAGAAGUCAAGGCCUCUGUCUUGGUUGUCGUUGUCGGUGUUGGCAUCUGUACUGUCACUGAUGUCAAGGUUAAUGCUAAGGGCUUCAUCUGUGCUUCCACUGCCGUUUUCUCCACCUCUCUCCAGCAGAUCUCAAUAGGUUCACUGCAGAAGAAAUACUCAGUCGGCUCUUUCGAGUUGCUGAGCAAGACUGCUCCAAUCCAAGCCCUUUCUCUCCUCACAUUUGGCCCAUUUGUUGAUUAUUUCUUGAGCGGCAGAUUCGUCUCUACUUACAAGAUGUCUUACGGUGCCAUUUUGUGCAUUCUUCUCUCUUGCGCUUUGGCGGUUUUCUGCAACAUAAGUCAAUAUCUCUGCAUUGGGAGAUUCUCUGCUACCUCAUUCCAAGUUCUUGGUCACAUGAAAACAGUCUGCGUCCUAACGUUAGGAUGGCUUCUCUUUGACUCGGAGAUGACGGUCAAAAACGUAGCGGGGAUGAUCAUAUCCGUGGUGGGGAUGGUGAUUUACAGCUGGGCGGUUGAGUUGGAGAAACAGAGGAAGCCGAAAGCCACGCCGCACGGUAAGAACAGUAUGACAGAGGAUGAACUUAGGCUUCUCAAAGAAGGAAUAGAACAUAUGAAUUUAGAAGACAUGGAGCUUGGAGGUAACAAAUCAUAAAUAAAAAUCUCUUAAAGACAAAAGGUUGUGUUGAUUAUUUUUUUUCUUACUUAUUGUCUCCCAUCAUGUACCCUUGUUCUUUUCUUUUGCCUUUAUUUCAUAUUCUUUGUCUACUAGAAUUAUGAUUCUUUUGCUUCUUGGCAUUAAAUUUACAUAUGAAAAUUUCUUUAUACAACGGU
Molecule: messenger RNA, 1343 nt
Organism: Brassica oleracea var. oleracea
Lineage: Eukaryota; Viridiplantae; Streptophyta; Magnoliopsida; Brassicales; Brassicaceae
Product: UDP-galactose transporter 2
Cellular component (GO): Golgi apparatus
Molecular function (GO): UDP-galactose transmembrane transporter activity; antiporter activity
Source: RefSeq, a predicted model, not a curated record